Messenger RNA from Formica exsecta, 2175 nucleotides. RefSeq lists its product as uncharacterized. Bases 1844 to 2155 code for a protein of 103 amino acids. The transcript is spliced from 3 exons. NCBI's taxonomy places the organism in Eukaryota, Metazoa, Arthropoda, Insecta, Hymenoptera, Formicidae. The record is from RefSeq and is a predicted model, not a curated record.
UUUCUUCUCGAAUAAAUAAUAUUCACAUCCUUCUCGAGUCACUAUAAAAAUUUCAUUUGAACUUACGAGAGCUCCAGCAGUCAGCGAUAUUCCCUUGUUAUUUAGUCGCGCAUUCAUAAACUCGCAUUCGGAGAUUUUCCUGCUUGACUUGGAAACGAUCAGUCGCGCGGUCACUAAUGCGAAAAAGAUUGGCGAUAAUUAGCAUUUUAAUUUGCAGCAGUAAUUUCUCCAUAUUACUUUCUAUACUCGCUCUCCAAACAUCUGCAAAUAAAUACCGUAUUUCAUGUUAUUAAGAGCAUACGCGGAGAUAUAUAUAUAUAUAUAUAUGUAAAUGAAAUCUCUUGCAAAACACACAAUUGAUAUUGAUCUCUAUAGUAUCAGCUUCACAUAACGCAGCAAUGUGAACCAUUUAUCUCAAGUUGUAAUCCGUACAUUUAGUUGUUCAACAGCAACUUUUAUAAAGUAAAAGUCAACAAUUAGCAUUUUAAUAAUAGCGAUCUAGUAUAUCAUUAACUCUUUAUGAUCUAACGUUGCGAUAUAUUUCACGACAUAACUUUAUUAUUCCGAUUUCUCUGUGUAACCGCCACACGCAAAGUAUUAAAAUAAUAUAUAUAUUACUAUUACAAUAUACACUAUAAUUAUUAAUAUAUGUAAUAUUAUUAAGAGUAUAUUAUAUUGAUAUACUUUUGAUAAUAAUGAUAAUGAUUCAAUGUACAACAAUAAUUGCCGAUUGUUGCAUUGUGCUUUUUACAUGUUUCUUAUGGAAUUGUGUUUAAAUUGAUUCUAUUUUUAUUUUUUAUUGCUAAGGAAGUACUACUAUAAUAUAGUAUAUUUUUCUUAUAGUACUACUAUAAUAUAGGAAGUACUAUUAUAAUAUAUUAUAUUUUCUUGAUUCUAAUCAUAAUUAUAUAUGCUCCAUAGAUAAUUCAUAAUUAUAUCUGCCUCAUAUCUUUUUGUUUUCUCAUCAUUUUUCAAUCAAGAAAUUAAAGUUGAAUGCAGCUUCUCAUCGACAAGGCUCUAUUUAAUUGCCGAGAUCUCUUCUCGAUCUCUUCGUAUUAAACAUACAAUCAUUUUCGAUUACUUCUAAUCUAAGCGUAAAUCACGAGUGGUCGGUAAACAGAUAUUACAGGAUUAAAGCGUGUUUAAAAAAUGUCAAUCAAACAGAAAAAAUCUGUCGUUUAGCCGUAGAAAUACGUCAAUCGCAAAGCGUGCGAGUGUCUGGCGUGGAAAAAAAACAAAGCCGCGCGCACACGGCGCCGCUCGGCUCGUUUUCCACUUUCAUCGACUUCCGUUUUUGCGGACGAGGACACGGCGGCGAGACGCGACACUUCCACUUUGACGAGGAACGCGACAAGGCCGCGAAGGCGCGCCGAUGCGAAGCGGUGACGCUUGAAAUUCGCCUUUAUCGCGAGCGGCGACGCCGCUGCUGGCUUUCACUUUUUCCUGGCGAUACUUGUCGCUGAGUCUUUCGAAGUCUUUCCGCGCGAGAGUCCACGCGUGCGCGCGAUUUCUCGGAGGUAUCGUUUACCUAGGCACGUGUCUAAAGAAUACAAUACUCCGGAUAUAAAGCUCCGGAUGGACGGAGCUUGACACUAUCCGAGACUAACAUGUUUUGUUUUAUUUUAAUUUUAGAUUGCAACACGUUGAUUCUUCUCAAUUGUCGAGUAUCACUUCGGCCAGAUGGAGGGAACGGUGAUCUGUUGACACAAUGAUCGGUGAAAUUGGUUCUACGGAAAAAGUUUUGCCAAGAGAGAUUUAUACGGCAACAACAUCACUGUACGACAUCACGUCACAUUAGUUGCCACUUCAGUUCAUCUUGAUCGCGCAAGAUAUCACCGAGGAAAUGGAACGGAAAAUAAUAAUGACAUGGAGCGAGGGAAACAUUUUAUUAAUUUUUUGCCUUCUCGUCGCGUUAAUUAUCGUCGUGGCAGCAUAUGAUCCGGACGACAAAUCCCUGAAAGAUAUUCUCUUGCCCGAGGGUCAAUUCGAGGCGUUUUACCUGAAAGGUACGCAGGACGAGGAGCAAAACGCCGUGAGACCGCCUCAUCUUCACGGAUCCUUUCAUCAGUAUCGAAAUCCUGCGCUGGUCGACGCACCGAAUAGCGCAGCUUACGGAUUUCGUUUCGAUGGGAAACGCCGUUUCAAUUUCAGUUGAAUUAUUGCCAAUAAUUGAAU